AUGGGUUUGAAGGGCAAGUUGGUUACUUCAGUAGAGGUAAAGUGUGAAGGACACUCGAUUCAUGAUAUGUAUCAUACUAACACUUAUCAUAUAUGCAACAUAAGUCCAUUGGUCAACCAUGUUGAGAUUCACGAAGGUGAAAUCUUUAAAGUUGGUGUGGUUAUUAGCUGGAAAUAUAUUGAAGAUGGGAAAGAAAAGUUGCUUAAGGAAGUGAUUGAAGCCAUCGAUCAUCAUGACAAGUCAAUCACCUGGAAAGUGAUCGGAGGAGAUGUGUUAGAAUUGUAUAAUUCCUUCACUAUUAUCACAUCCAAUGAACAUGAAUGGGCUACAACAACACUUAUUUACGAGAAGAAGAAUGAAGAUACUCCAGAACCCCUCGCUCUCUUAGGUGCUUUCAUAGAGCUGACCAAACAUGUAGAGGAUCACCUUCUCAUGAAAUAA
This is a messenger RNA of Solanum verrucosum, 441 nucleotides long. RefSeq names its product kirola-like. NCBI's taxonomy places the organism in Eukaryota, Viridiplantae, Streptophyta, Magnoliopsida, Solanales, Solanaceae. The transcript has 2 exons. The coding region runs from base 1 to 441 and encodes 146 amino acids. Gene Ontology annotation, biological process: defense response. The record is from RefSeq and is a predicted model, not a curated record.